Messenger RNA from Mercenaria mercenaria, 309 nucleotides. Its product is annotated as tigger transposable element-derived protein 6-like. Gene Ontology annotation, molecular function: DNA binding. The record is from RefSeq and is a predicted model, not a curated record. The transcript has a single exon. NCBI's taxonomy places the organism in Eukaryota, Metazoa, Mollusca, Bivalvia, Venerida, Veneridae. Bases 1 to 309 code for a protein of 102 amino acids. Gene Ontology annotation, cellular component: nucleus.
AUGAGAGAAAAAGCUCGACAAUUCGCUAACGAUUUGGGUGUGUCUCAGUCUGACUUUGACUGUUCCGCAGGUUGGUUAGAACGGUUUAAGGUACGACAUGGCAUUGUGUUUAAACGCACGUGUGGUGAAUCUAACAGUGUGAAUCAUUCAACAGAAGCAAUGACAGAUUGGAAUUCGCGUCUGUCUACCAUUUUAAAGGAUUACAAUCCCAAUGACAUCUUUAACGCAGAUGAAACAGGACUGUUCUAUCGUCUGCAGCCAGAUAAGACCCUUGAAUUCAAACCCAAAGACUGUCACGGGGGCAAAUAA